Penicillium longicatenatum is the source of this 660-nucleotide messenger RNA. RefSeq names its product LITAF-like zinc ribbon domain-containing protein. The record is from RefSeq and is a predicted model, not a curated record. NCBI's taxonomy places the organism in Eukaryota, Fungi, Ascomycota, Eurotiomycetes, Eurotiales, Aspergillaceae. The transcript is spliced from 3 exons. Gene Ontology annotation, molecular function: zinc ion binding. The coding region runs from base 1 to 660 and encodes 219 amino acids.
AUGGCCGGAAGACCGGCUAGCGAAGGCCUUAUCCCAGUCGAGACUCUUGAACACCAUAUUAUAAGCCCCGUGAGCCCAUUGCAUACCUCUGAACGAGCCAGCACCAAUUCAGCACCCCUCUCGGACCCGAUUAGCCCACCUCCAGUCCCAUCAUACGACCGUACCCGACCCGAAGACGCACCGAUGCCUGUUAGCUCUCUUCUAAUGGAGAAGGAAUACCCGGGGCAACCUUCUUCUAAUGAGCCUCAACCGGCAUUUGCAGGUCAACGCUCGAUGAACUCGGCGCCUGAGAAGGCUUAUACCGGCCAGCCACCGCCCAACUAUGAGCAGCCACAACCGCAAGCAUACUAUACACCCGUUCACCCUAGUGGCUAUGCGUCCGCAGUGCCUUUGCAUGCACUUCGGCAGACUCCGGCUCCUGUUGAUUGUCCUGCUUGUGGACAACGAGAAAUGACAAGGACACAGGCUGUAUCGGGAUCGACUACCCAUGCCUUGGCUGCUUUACUUUGCUUCUGUUGCUGCCUCGGAUGUAUUCCAUACAUCAUUUCGGGCCUUAAAGAUGUCGACCACUCUUGUGGAAAGUGUGGUGUUAAACUUGCAUGCUGGCAUAAUAGUGGGCGUGUUGAGAUGUUUCAAAACGGACGGGCCUCAGCAGUCUAA